AUGACCAGCAUGAACGGGACAAUGGAAACGCCAGUAGGGCAUACAGGAAAGCCUCUUCUCACGAAGGAGAGCAAGCCGGUGAAAAUUGCUAUUGUAGGUAUCGGCAACGUUGGCGCGACCACUGCCUAUGCAUUAUUAUUGAGCGGACUCGCCGCCGAUAUCGUCCUUAUAGACGUCAACGAAAAGAAAGCUCAAGGAGAAGCCAUGGACUUGAACCACGCUGUGCCGUUCUCACACCCGACAAAGAUAUGGGCUGGCCACUACUCAGACUGCGAGGGAGCUGCGAUCGUCAUCAUAGCAGCGGGUAUCAAUCAGAAACCUGGCCAAAGUCGCAUGGACUUGUUAAAACUCAACUUUGGCAUUUUCAAGUCCAUCAUUCCAGAGAUCGUUCGCUAUGCCAGCGAUAGCAUCCUCCUGAUCGCGACGAACCCAGUGGAUGUAUUGACCUAUGCCAGCUGGAAGUUGUCCGGUUUUCCAACGAAUCGGGUGAUCGGCUCCGGGACUGCUUUGGACACAGCGAGGUUUCGCUAUUUGCUCGGUCAGUACUAUGAGGUGGACCCACAGAGUGUACACGCCGACAUUAUUGGCGAGCAUGGAGAAACGGAGCUUCCGGUGUGGUCUCUUGCCAGCAUUGCAGGUAUGAGGUUGGAGGAUUACUGUCGUGAAGCUGGGAAGGAUUUCGAUUCCAAAGGGAUGUUGCAAUGCUUCCAUACCACCAAGAACGCGGCUCGCGAUAUCAUUCAACUGAAGGGUAUGACCGACUACGGCGUUGCGGCAGCACUGGUGCGUAUUGUUGAGACGAUUUUGAGAGACGAGAAUACGCUUCUGACAGUCUCGACCGUUGGGCCUCAUGCUGGGGUUGACGACGUGUGUCUCAGUAUACCUACCAAGGUAAAUCGUGGAGGAGCCAAUCAUGUGCUGAAGGUAAUGUUGAAUAGCGAGGAGCAAAAGGCUCUGUUGAAAUCAGCAGAAAGUGUGAAGGCAGCAAUGGACACGCUCAAUUUCGGAUAG
Messenger RNA from Mollisia scopiformis, 1011 nucleotides. Its product is annotated as L-lactate dehydrogenase. The transcript is spliced from 2 exons. Gene Ontology annotation, biological process: carboxylic acid metabolic process. Gene Ontology annotation, cellular component: cytoplasm. Bases 1 to 1011 code for a protein of 336 amino acids. The record is from RefSeq and is a predicted model, not a curated record. Lineage: Eukaryota; Fungi; Ascomycota; Leotiomycetes; Helotiales; Mollisiaceae. Gene Ontology annotation, molecular function: L-lactate dehydrogenase (NAD+) activity.